ACUAAGGUGACAAAUUAAUUUAUUAUAAUUUCAGGCCGCUGAUACAGGGAUGAGGGAGUUGUUUGGAGCUGUCCAUGCAGGGGCAGGGCCCUGUUCCUGACCCUGUGGGAGCAGGACGGGCACAGCCCUGGCCCUGGAGGUGCGGGGAGAGGAGGGGUGGAUGCGAUGGGGAACCCCAGCACUGGGAACAGGGGGGGCUGCAGCAGCUCCCGCCCCGAGAUGGGCACGGGCGGGGCGGCUCCGCCCCCGCCGGUUCCGGUACCGCUCCCGGCUCCGCCCCCGCCGGUUCCGGUACCGCUCCCGGCUCGGGUCCCGCCGGUUCCGGUACCGUUCCCUGUUCCCUCCCCGCCGGUACCGGUUCCGGUACCACUCGCGGCUCCACUCCCGGCUCCGCUCCCGCUGCUCUGAGCGGGCCCCGCCGCCUCCGCCCCUUAUAUAGGGCAAUGCGGGUGUGGGCGUGGUCUCAGUCACCAUGUGGCCCCGCCCAUCGGUUCCCAUUGGUCAAUCUCCACGGGCCGCGCAUGCGCAGUGCUCGUUGUGGGCGGGGCCGGCGCGAGCGGGAAACUGGGACCGGCAAAAACCGGGACCGGAAUCGGGACCGGGACCGGGAGCCACCGGGGCCGGGGAGCCCCGGGAGCCCCGGGAUGAGGCGGCGGCGGCGCGGGGGCGGCGCGGUCCCGGCCGAGGCCUGCGGAGUGUGGCUGGACACGGCCGAGCUGAAGCGGGGCCCGGCGCGGCCCCUCAGCGCCAGGCUGGAAGCAGCCAGCCCCGGGCCCCGCAGGAGGCAGAGCACCAUCCCCGCCUUCUUCAGCCCCCUCACAGAUGGAAGAGACAAAGAAAACUCCAGGCCGAGGCCCUGCACCCCAAAUAAAGGCUGUGGGCGCUCGGGGGCUCCCCUGGCUGCCUGUCCUGUGAAGAUCCUGGCCUUGCCGCAGCUGGAGGGAGCCCGGGAAGAGCCCCCUGGAGCCGAGCAGGGGGUGCAGGGCACAUCCCAGGCAUGGAAAACACCCCUGGAGCCCCUGGAGCUUCAAGUGGAGUCUCAGAGCCAGAGCAAAGCCUCCGGGGAUUCCUGGUGCUGCAGCCUCUCCCAGGGAUCGGAGCACAGUGGGAUUGGUGCUCACAGGAACAAAUCCCGGUUAUUUCCUGGAGAAACAGCCUCGGGGAGCAGGAAACCACAGCCCUGGAGCACAGUUACUUCUGGGCCAGGUUUUGCUGGGACUGAGAACACAAAUCCUGUCCCAGGGGCUGCUCCCAGCGGGGUUUGCUGCUCUCCUCAGCCCCUCAGGGAGUGGGGCCAGACCCCGGAGGGUUCCUGUGGGCAGCUCCUCUGCCAGGACUCCCAAGGGAACAGGAUCACUGCUCACAGGGCCAGGGGCAGCUCCCUGGGGGCCAGCAGCAGCCCCAGCCAGCCCUGGGGGCUGCAGUCCCUGUUCACACAGGACUCACAGGGGAACAGGGUCAUCAAGCACUGCUGAGAGCCCCCAGCACCUCUGUGUUCUCUGAGAUGUUGCUUGAAUCCAAAUAAAAGGUUGGA
Messenger RNA from Poecile atricapillus (Black-capped chickadee), 1534 nucleotides. Its product is annotated as collagen alpha-1(I) chain-like. Bases 75 to 1475 code for a protein of 466 amino acids. The transcript has 3 exons. Lineage: Eukaryota; Metazoa; Chordata; Aves; Passeriformes; Paridae. The record is from RefSeq and is a predicted model, not a curated record.